CACCCACCAGUAAGCCGGGCCUCGCCUACACCCUUCUCGCUCGCGGCCGCCGUUUCCAUAGCAACGGCCCAACAUGGCCGCCACGUCGACGUCGUGACGCUACGGCCAAGCGCGACCGGGCCUGUCAGCGGCGGCGUUAGCGGCGGUCCCUCUUCUUGUCUGGGUCGGCUCGGCCUGCCUUCGCUGCCGCCAUGCUGGUGCCCGUCUUCACGCUCAAGCUGAACCACAAGAUCCUGCCGCGCAUGGUGGCGGUGGGCAAGUACGACGGCACCCACCCAUGUCUGACGGCGGCCACGCAGGCCGGCAAGGUAACGCGAGGACCGGCGCCCCCCGCCUGGUGGGUGGUGCGGGCUGCGGGGCUUAACUUCCCCCGGCCGAGGCUCCUCUGCCUGCUCCUCCGUUUCGGAUGGCCCUUUUCCUUUGGAAAGCCUGUGAAGUGGGCGCAUAUUCUGCAAAAACGCCCCCCUCCCCCCGGCUGUUUCACAGAAGAAAAUGCAAAGCGUGUACUUGAUAUAUAUAUAUGUAUCCUGUGUGUGCAGUUUCGAGGAAUGCAAGGCAGAAUGCAAUUCCUCCCUUAUAUUUUCCUCCUGCAAUAACCCUGUGAGGUGGCCGUGGGCAGGACUUGGGCUAGAGGCAGAAGUCAUGAGCCUCACGCAGCAGGAUGAGCAAGAGAAUCCCAAAUGCAGCAGGGCUGGCUUAUCCGUUUUCAGGUGUGGGGGUAGCUUUAAGGUCAUGGAAUUUAGAGUCCCUGGGCCUCCAGGCAAGUGUUUAUUAAGGGAUCGGUGCUCCUUAAGCAUACCUUUCUAUAUUUAUUUUAUAGUGUCCACAAAGGAACGUGGGACGCAGUCUUAUGUGAGUCAGACCUUUUGCGUCCGUCUAACUCGGUCUUGUAUCUGCUGAGUGGCAGUCACUCUCAGUUUCGGGCAGAAGUGUUCCUUUUUCCUACCUAUAGAUGCCUGGGGUUGAAUCUGGGCUUUUUUGCAUGCACGUCAGAUAGAUGUUUUACCACUGAAUUAUGUUCCUUCCCAAAACAUCCUUGUCAUUUCCCCCUCCCCCGCAACCCUCAAAUUAUUUUGGGUUUAUCCUUUCUGAACAAAAUCCAGUAAGGAAAAAAGACCUGUUGCCAGCAUCCCAUUUGUAAUUCUCAACAAUCUGUUGUAUGCUAUUACGCCCCUGUUCUGGAAGUGCUGUGAAAUCACUAACAGCAGUCUCUGCCAGUGAUCAGCAUGCCAAGUGAGAGAAUUGAAAUUGCUUCUCCCCAGUCUUAGACCAGCACUGUAUAACCACUACUCUACAGUGCCUUGACAUCAUCCCAUAGAUCACUUAGGAAUGCCAUCUCUUUUAACUGCUACACGUUGUCAAAGUCUCCCUGGUGCUGCUGUUUUUAUAUACUCAGCAAUCACCUGUAUGGCCCUGAUGUAGAAACCAAUGAGAUCUUACAUUGUUUAGGUUAAAGAUGCAUCCCCAAAGCAUAAUUGCCAAGCACUUCAAAAUGCACCUUAGCAGCUGUAAUUUGCCAAAUGUGUUAAGGCAAUGUACUAUUGUGCCUUGGUGUUCAUGUACAUUCAUUUACAGAGAUGUAUGCUAGAGGCUGUGAUCUUUCAGAUAUUGCUGAACUAUAGCUUCCAUCCCAAACCACUGACCACUCUGCUUGAGACUGAUGGAGUCUUAACAGCAUCUGGAGGACCACGUGUUCCCUAUCCCUGCCCCAGAGAUGCUAGGAAGGGAGUUCAGUUUUGAAGAAGGAACUUUCUAUUGGGGUUAUUUCUGUCCCCAAUGAAGUGACUCUAUAAGGUGUGGGUCUGAGCACAUUUAGAGUGCCUUAUUUUUGCCAUUAACUAAUGAUGUCUGUAAGCUGUUUCCAGGUAUGUCUCUGAAUGCCACUUGCUGGGGAAUAACAGCUGGAGAGCGCUAUUGCAUCAUUUCCGUGCAUGUGGGCUUCCCAUCAGUGUAUCUGCUUGGCAUUUGCGGGAAACAGAAUGUUGGACUAGACAGGCCUUUGGUCUGAUUCAGAGGGGCUCUUCUUGCAUCAUGAAAAAACAACACCAUUGUUUACUGUUUUCAAAUUUCUGUCUCCCCGCCUCCAGGUUUUUAUUCACAAUCCUCAUGCACGUGGACAGCGUAUUGGUGCAAACCGUUUAGUGCCCAGUGCCCAGGAUGCUGAUAUUUCUCUUCUGAACAUUAAUGAGGCAGUCAGCUGUUUAACUGCAGGACAGCUGAACCCCAACCUUGGCUGUGAUUCCCUUCUCAUUGGCACACGGACCAGUUUGUUGGCAUAUGAUGUGCACAACAAUGCUGACUUGUUUUAUGCAGGGGUAAGUUAAUUCCUCUUGUUUGUCCUUUCCCCCCCUGCCCUCCCGCCCUCAGUGUUUAAGCAGUUUGAAUACUUGAAUUUAUUCAUAGAAUGCAGUGGGACUGGACCAGUGUUUUUCAAACUUAAUCAGUCUUUGGGCUACACUUUGCACAUUGAUUUGUAUGCUGAGAAACUCCAACUUGUUGCACAGACUGUGGAGACAUUGUUUAAGGCAGGAGUAAGGAAUUUCAGUCCCAGAGGCCAGUUGUGACCCUCCAGCCCUCAAGACUCUCUCAAGGUCACACUCUUAACUAGUCCUGAGCUGCUCCUUUAAGUAUUUUUGGCUGGAAUGUGUUAUUGAACCUUUACAAUGCCUCUUGAUUGCCUGGAUGGAGGAAGACCUCUUGUGUGGCUGGGAUGUUCCCACAGUACAAAGGUGAGAGUUGUACCUCUUCUUCUGCCUGCUUCUUGCCUUUUGCUCUGCCCACCACUAGUACUUGGUCCACAGAAAUGUUCCCCUACCAUUGAACUAAGGCAUACAUUCAAAGAAAACACUAGCCAGGCCUUUUGGGCCUCACUGCUGCUCUGUGUGAACUGAGCGCACACCCAACACAUCCAGUACACUCCCUGUAGUUGUACAUUGAAAAAUAAUGUUAGUCGCUAUGGGCAUAAGGUUUUCAGGGAAGCAUGUCCACUAUUACUGAUUGUCUGUCUUAGGAACCCUCUAAAAACUUCAAAGGGAUCCUAGGAAUCCUCUGAAACACAGUUUAAUUGGGAUUGCUGUGCUGGCCCUCUGGAGUCAGAGAGUUUAAGCCCAAGAACAUGGGCAUGACAUGGUCAUCACAGUCACUCUUAAGGCUGCGGUACCUAAAGAUUUCCUUUUUACCAGAUAUCAUUUAAUAUAACAUAGAUUUUACUGUUUUCUUUUGAAACCUGAAAUUGCCUGGUUCUGAACAUUCUUGUUUACAUAAUAUGUUUCUCUGUGCAUUGUUUGCAGAGGGGGCAGAGUUACUAUAUUUCUAUAUUUUUUCUUUGAAGGUACCUGAUGGAGCAAACACGAUAGUGCUUGGAACCUUAGGAGAUAUUUCUUCACCUCUUGCUAUUAUUGGUGGGAACUGUUCCUUGCAAGGCUUUAAUCAUGAAGGAAAAGACCUUUUCUGGACGGUGAGGGCAGUUUUAUGUUUUUGGUAUUGGACAAUAUUUAUAUUUCACUUAAUGCAACACAGCAUCCAGUGUGGCCAAACCAGUCACACUACCCUGAAACCGCCUCUGGUGGAACUGAAGGCCUCUCUGAGGGGGAGUGGCCUUAGCCCAUCUCAGCCCAGUCAGGAAGAGAGCCUGUGCAUGGAGAUGGCAGCUCCUUUCCAUUAGCGGCUUCUUUUCCAGCCCACUGGGGCUUUUCACGAGCCUCUCCCCCCAAGCGGUCCACUCUCCCUUAUUAUGCAUCUUUGCUACUUUCACCUGGCCAAGUAGAGCAAGGGUAAGCAAACUUUUUCAGCAGGGGGCCAGUCCACUGUCCCUCAGACCUUGUGGGGGGCCGGACUAUAUUCUGAAAAAAAUAAAUGAAUGAAUUCCUAUGCCCCACAAAUAGCCCAGAGAUGCAUUUUAAAUAAAAGCAUACAUUCUACUCAUAUAAAAACACGCUGAUUCCUGGACCAUCUGCGGGCCGGAUUUAGAAGGCGAUUGGGCCAGAUCCAUCCCCCGGGCCUUAGUUUGCCUACCCAUGAAGUAGAGACUCUGACAGUGGGCUCUUUAUACUCUCUCCACCCCCUCCCAAGAAUAGCUACUGGAGACUACUGGAAACUUCACCAUGCAUCUUAGCGCUCAUGAAAAUUAGCUGGCUGAAAUGUGGAAGAGGGGAACCUUCACAGAGUCUCUGUGGCUGUUAAUCUGUGUGUGUGUGAGAGAGAGAGGGGGGGGAAAAGGGGUUUGUGGAGAUUAAAUACCUCUUUUGUCUGUAUCUUGGAGUGUGUAGCUGUGUAUAAUAAAGGGAAGCUCUGCCUAUAGCCCUUUUGGGGAGGAAGACUUUGCCUAUACAAUGGUACCUUGGGUUAAGAACUGAAUUAGUUCUGGAGGUCUGUUCUUAACCUGAAACUGUUCUUAACCUGAAGCACCACUUUAGCUAAUAGGGCCUCCCGCUGCUGCUGUGCUGCUGCUGUGCAAUUUCUAUUCUCAUCCUGAAACAAAGUUCUUAACCCGAGGUACUAUUUCUGGGUUAGCGGAGUCUGUAACCUGAAGCAUCUGUAACCUGAAGCAUCUGUAACCUGAAGCAUCUGUAACCUGAGGUACCACUGUACUUGUACUGGGCAGAGACGCUGUUGCUGGAUGUUCAACCCUUACUCAGUCCAAGAUACUAGCUAGCAGCAUUUAAAUGUUCUGUUAAUACAAGAAUUAGUGUGAGGCUAAUUCUAUUUUAAUUUUUUUUAUUAUAGGUCACUGGUGACAAUGUCCGCUCACUGGCAUUGUGUGACUUCGAUGGUGAUGGAAAGAAAGAGGUAAGUGGUUUUGUUUUGUGUGUGUGUGUGUUGCAGGAACUUGCUUAUAUCUUUUCUUGAAGUAGCAGAUUUUGCAUCCAUGGCCCUUGCUUUAUGUGACCUGCUGAGGCGCCCCUAGUGGGGAUGUUUUGAACUGUGUGUCUGAACAACUUUCCCAGUGUAUCCCCUUCCCAGGGCAGGAAUGCAAGCAGACUUGCUGGAAGAGCCAUGCGUGUGAGGGCAGAGCACCCCACUGAUCUCUCCCUAGGCAAAGGGAGUGUAUCCUUGUAAUCUAAAGCCACAUUUUUCAUGCACUAAGUUAUACUUAUUCCUUUGCUGUGCAGUUUGGAAGUUAGAACUGACAUUCCUGAUCUGACAUGUAUUUUAAUAAUUGGUUGUAAUACUUAAAGUUCAGGGUCAGUGAAGAACUCUGUCCAGAAACUGGUUCCCUAAAUACCUUAGGGUCUGGUCAUGAGAUACUUUGCACUGCACUUUCAUUCAUGGAUGUAAUGAACCUCAUGUUGAGCUGACCACUUCCAGAAGUUGCUGCAGCCAAGAUCAGGGAUAUAUUUCAGAGCCUAAGUGUUUUAAGAAGUUGCUGAAGCUAUGAUCUAUAAGAUACCAGCUCACAUAUUACAUUAACCAUGUGAGUAGACAGUCCUUUUGAGUAAAAUAGAGUAAAAAUGUGAGUAAAAUGAGGUAGCACACACAGGCUCCUAAAGCUGCAGAGAAAGUGGGCUCAGAUUUCUGGACUUGGGUUUCUAAGACUGGGUUGGUUUGCCAGGGAGACUGGUUCUUGUGGGCAUGUGAUACCAUGUAUUAAAUGUUUGUUGUUCUUUUUUUUUUUGUUUAGCUGCUCGUUGGAUCUGAGGAUUUUGACAUUAGGGUUUUUAAAGAAGAUGAGAUUGUGGCAGAAAUGUCAGAGACUGAGGUAAAGGGAAAUAGUAAAUUGGGAAAAAAAUGUGCCAAAGGAUUUAAUACGAAUAGGAAGAUAAGAGAAAUAUGUGAAUGUGGUAUUACAAGAUGGCCACACAAUUUUUGACUCUAGAACAGUCUCUUCAAACAGAUGAGAAGUGUUUUAAGAUUCUUAUUUUAUUUAUUACUUCCAUGGUAAUCAUUCCUGCCUCAACAGGCUCCUUUGAUGCUACCUCCUUCAGGUAGUUGCUUUGCCUGAGGUCUUAUUUGAGGAAAGUAAUAAGGGAUUUGGGGUGGAAAUUCCCAUCAUUACUUCGAUUGGUUCCCUCUCCCAAGGCUGGUAGCAAAGUGUGAAACUUGCCUGAUCUGAGCAGGUAUUACUUUGAGAGUUUAGAUAUGUAGCUUUCAUCCUAGGAAGACAUUGUACUACAAAGUGGCUUGGUGCAAUCUUGUCCUUUUUGGAGGAAGAUUCAUGGCUCUGUUCUUCUCACACCCCUUCCCCCAGGCAAGUCAUUGCAUCUCAGUUGGUAAUCAGGAUGGAGUGAGGGGCUGGAUUUGACCAGGAACCACUGGCAGCUGAUCCUUAUUCAAUGUUUCUUUUCUUUCAAGCCCAAGUGGGUUGGCCCUCACCUUGGAGUCUGACUCAGAUGAUUCUAAUACAACUGCUUUCGGUCAAUUUAAAAUGGGGGUUGAAAAAAAGAACAAACUCAGCAGAAUACAAAACGGGUGGUCUAGUUUCAAGAGCUGCAAGCCAUCAGACUUAUGGCAAGAGCAGUUUGUCUCUUCCCCAGCAGCCAACUAGGCAGGGAGAAAGAUGGAGGGAAGAUUGAGAGAAAGGGAGGAGGAGGGGAGAGCAGGUGAGGAAUGGAAUGUCCCUGUCCACUUUUGUCUUGGGCCCUGCAUACAGUUGGCAUAUGGCCUCCAACAGAUUACAUGGGGAGAAGCUGUGGAUCUGUGGUAGAGCAACUGCUUUCCAAAUAGAAGGUCCCAGGUUUGAUUCCUGGCAUCUCCAGGUAGUGAUGGGAAUGUCCCCUGCCUGAAAUCCUGCAGAGCUUCUAUCAGUUAGUGUAGACAACGCUGAGCUAGGUGGACCCAGGGGUUUGACUCACUAUAUGUUCCUACCUCUGAGGGCCUGUGGCUCUUGACAGGAAAAGAAAAGGUUGCCCACUCCUGGCAGAAUUAGCCUUAGCAGAAUGCAUUUUGAAUGUACUGUUGGCAUUUGCAAACUGUAUCUUGCUGUGAUAGGCUUGUUGAAACAGCAUAGUUAAUGAAUGUGAAUAGCGCCAAUAUCCUACAAAUUUAGCUGAAGGGUAUCUGCUUGAUAGAAGUGGUUUGGCUUUUCCAACUAUUUACUGUUUUGCCUUAGCAGGUGUUGCUAAACUGUUCCCUUCCUUUCCCAGACUGUUACUGCGCUAACCCCGAUGUGCAGCAGUCAUUUUGGCUAUGCCCUUUCUAAUGGAACAGUUGGCAUUUAUAAUCGGACAGCCCGCUACUGGAGAAUUAAAGUUAGUAUGAUCACACUGAAAACAAGAAGGGGUAAAGUCAGAAAUGGGGGGGGGGGCAUUUGGGGGCAUCCAGUUGCAAUGAAUGAAUGCUGUUGAGGCCUGCUUGUCAAGUUCAUCAUGAAAAUGUUAUGUUGGAUUAUAACACUUUUAUUACAAUCAAGUGGUAUAUAAAUCUUGUGAAGUAACUAAAGAAACCAUCUAGCUUAUACAGUGGUACCUCUGGAUGCGAACAAGAUCCGUUCCGGAGCCCUGUUCGCAUCCUGAAGUGAACGCAACCCGUGUCUGCGUGAGUCGCGAUUUGCCGCUUCUGCACAUGCGUGUGACGUCAUUUUGAGCAUCUACACACGCGAGCGGCGAAACCCGGAAGUAACGCAUUCUGUUACUUCCGGGUCGCCGUGGAGCACAACCCGAAAACGCUCAACCCGAAGCUACUUCAACCCGAGGUAUGACUGUACACAUUAAUAGUUUAGCUUUGCAUAUCUGUUAGUGUAACUACAGCAGUUCUGACUUACCCCACAGGGUUGCAGCAGGGAUAAAUGAAAUGAUGCAUAUGGAGCACUUGAACACUUGAGAAGUGCUAUAUAAUUUAUCAGUGCAUUUGUAUAGUCCUUUCUGAAUGUUCAAGGCACUUCAUAUAUGUUAUCUCAGUCAUCCAUGCAUCAACUCUGUGGGGCAGGAUAGUAGCGCUCUGUCUGUUUGGUGGGGAGGAGAGCGCAUGUGUGCUGCUUGUCUGGAGCUACCCAGUGAGCUUGUAGUAGUUGGCGAAAUUUGAACCUAGGAUUUCUCUUGGCCUUGGCUGCUAUGCUACAUUAGCAGCUCCCCACCAUUAGAUGUGUGAAAAGCUUAAAGUUAGUCCCAGGAACUUGCUUGACUUAAUAGUUUUAUUUUCCCCUCCCUCCAGUCUAAAAAUCAGGCAAUGAGUAUACAUGCAUAUGAUAUCAACUCUGACGGGGUGUGUGAGCUGAUCACUGGCUGGUCCAGCGGGAAGGUGAGCUUAUGCAACAGUUGUCAUUUAUGCAAUUCUCCCUCCCUUUUACGAGUGUGAUACUUCCUUCCAGUUAGAUGUCACCAGGCCUUAUCCAGAGACCACUACAAGAUACUGCUGGCAUUGUUUGGAAUUUUGCAGCUAGAUAAAUCAUCUCCUGCAGUUAGAAUAUGUAGUAGGCAAAUCUUCAUAGAAUUUUAAAAUGGAUUUUUUUUUCUUUUGGCUGCUUCCCCCCUACAAAAAAGUGACUAUUUUUUGUUAAAGAUUAUGAAAAGGAAAGUUGUUGAAAUACAUAUGCAGAAGGGCAAAUGACCCUCAGGAGUAAUUUUGAUGUGAACUGAUUGAGGUUUUGUACACCUGGAAACCCUGUACACCUAGAAACCCUGUAAAACAUGUAGUUUUGAACAGAAAUUUCCCAUUUUAAAAAAGUCUUUCCUCUAUAACAAUGCGAAUUAGAGGUUUUUAAAAAUACAUUAAAACUUGGGAUUCUCAGGCUCUUUGUUACAGGCAAUGUUUUGUGGCAGUCAUGCAGCUUUGAUAUUAAGGAUUUUAGGCUGCAGUCCUAAGCCUUAUGAGCAUCUCCCUGGAAGUAAGCCUCAUUUAUACCUGCUAGGACUUACUUCUGAAUAGAAUUAACAUGGUUAAUUCACCCCCUCAUUUUCUUUGAAUGCUGACUUGGGGAAUGCUUUGUGUUACAGGUUGAUGCACGUAGUGACAGAACUGGAGAGGUCAUCUUCAAGGAUAAUUUUGCUUCCUCAAUUGCAGGAAUUGUGCAGGGUGAUUAUCGAAAGGAUGGCAAUACAGAGUUAAUCUGCUGUUCGGUUGAUGGUGAAGGUAAGAGCAUCAAUCCCCUUUGCAGGUUUAAGGCCUUUUGUCUAAUAUGAGUUGAACUGCGUGACUGUUUGUAUUAAAUUAGAAAUGUUUUGUUGCUCCCAGGGCAACCAGAUAUGUUGUCUAGCCUGCCAAAACCAGUUUUCUAAGUCUUAGGGAGUACAGAGGGAUGAAAUUGGAUAGAAUUUACACUGGAUCUUGCAGCAUGCAGCUGUUUCAUGCAAGCACUCAUCCCUGUGUUUUCUGUGUGGAAGAUGGGUGCACAGCUGCAAGUUGUAUGCUUUAGCAUGUUGAGAAAAAAAAAACCCCACAAGUUGGAUGCACUUGCACUUAGCUCCCAUUGAAAUCAAUGGGACUGAUUAACUCACCAUUAACUUUCCGCAUUGGUUCCUGUGACACCUAAAUUUAGCUGACAGUCUGGUUGUGUUUAUGCAGGCAAACAUUCUACAUAAGAUAUUUGGGGAUUCCACGCAGUUGUAUGUUAUUUACUUUGAUUCUGCUCUUUAUCUGGAGUCUCUCAACUUUCUGCAUGUGUGGGAGGGAGGCCUUGGACCAGGACUUGUCAUACUGCAGAGUGAUUGUGGCAGUGGGCAGGAAGUUAAUGGGUUGGAAAUGAAGUCUGCAGCCUGCUACCUUUUUGGGACAGGGGUUUGCUUUAUGAUGGUGUUCUUUGGACUGAUACAUUGACUUCCAUGAACUCUGUUCUUCAAAAGGAGUGGUUUUAGUUUUCCUUUUUUUCUAAUGAGUUGUUCUUGUGUAGUGACAACUUUUCUCUGUCAAGAGCCCCUCUAGGUAGCCCGGCAAAUAUUUUUGCUUUGCUUUUGUGCAGUGCGAGGCUACCUGCCAGCUAGCCAAGAGAUGAAGGGGAAACUGAUGGACACCAGUGUGGACCAGGACCUGAUUCGAGAGCUUAGUCAGAAGAAACAAAAUCUCCUGCUUGAGUUAAGAAAUUAUGAAGAAAACACAAAGGUAUUACUGAGUGAGUGGGAGGGUCUGAUUCUGAUCUCAGUUCAGAGUAAAACCUGAAUAUCCUUAGCACAAGCAGUUGGGUACAACUUAAGACUUAAAAGAGAACCGACUAAUCAUCUAUUCCAACAUUAGAGACGACGCUGCCUCUUGCUUUAUUUAGAUGUUCUUCCCGUUUUGUAGAGAGGGAAUGGAGAAUGAGUGAUAAAACAUCUAGAACAACUGAUUAAAUUUAGCUGAUCAGGGAGGUGAAUUAAGACCUCACAAGUCCAGUGCUAAACUGGGGUUUAUAAGUAGUUUAAGCUUGACUUAGCAUUUCAGUGCAGAGUAACACAUCGUCAUAUGUUUGGACAGAAACAAACCACAAACCCUCAUUUGCACAUAACGUUAAACUAGUGCUGUGGUUUGUUGUCUCCCCACAAAGUGGAGCAGGGUGGGCACAAUUUGAGCAGUACAUGUUGUUCUGGGUAACCUAUUGUUUGUUUUUAACUGUGGCUUACCACUACAUGUGAACAGGGUUGUUGUCAAAUAAUAGAAUGUUAGCACUAUUUUCUUAGAAAGUAAAAAACAACAACAACAAAAUGUGAAUUUGAUGAUUACAUAAACAAAACCUGCCAUAUUCUAGAAAAUGACAGUGCUCAGUGGCUCCCAUAAAUAUUACAGAGCAUUAUUACAGGUCACAUGGAGGCCUUCCUCUCCACCUCAAAUGCAGUGAACACUAUGAUAGUAGUCCGCCUUCCACACACUUGGGGUGACCCCAAGUGUCCUUGUAUUGGCUCUCAUGUCCUUUUGCUUCAUUCUUUCUCCUGAACUUUUCUGUGGUCUUGUCUCUAUUCAGAGAUACUUCAGUUAUACUCAGGUCAGAAGAAGAAGUUGGUUUUUAUGGCUUAAUGGGGAGAGGAGAUGACAGAAGAAGCUGUCUGCUGACAGUUGCAGAACAGGAGUGCUUUCUCCUAAUGAAGAGUUGGGGGGGUGUGGAGGAGAGAGAGAGGAUAUCACUGACUGCCUGGGUCUGGGCAUUCUUGCUGUUGCGGUCCAGUGGCCACAUGAUGCACCAAGAAACAGGUGGCUGCUUUCAGAAGGGUAUUUGUGACUUCAUGGAGUAUUUGUCUGCAGUCAGAUAAACAGGUGGUCAAUUGACCAGUAUUCCAACACCAAAAAGAAAUGUGGAAUUUCUGGCCAUCUAAACAAGGGUUGUUGAUGCAGAACAGCAGAUCAGAAAAAGCAACUUUUGGUAGUAUUGACUGGGUUUACAUUUCCUGGGUUCACAUUUCCUUUGGGGAACUUCAGAAGGCAGCUUUAAUAACCAGCCAACCUGGAGUAAAAGCCUCAGUAAAAGAAAUAGAAGCAUAGCUAAAAUAUUCUGUGAAUACUAAUGAAAGCUGUUGCAAUUCAAUGCCUUUCCAGGACACGUAAUCCAGUUUUGGAUGUGUUUUGUUUAAUCACUUCUGAAAUUACACUCGCAAAUAAUCCAGCUUUUGAAAUGGUUGAAUUUGGAAUCAUGUUUUACAGCAAGUAGAACUAAACACCCAAGUGAAUGAGAUGGAUGGACAAAGGGGUGUGAUUCCUGCAAACACCCAGCUCCAAACAGCACUCUCGGUCAAUCUGGGCUCAGAUAGUGAAUCUGCUCACGUUGAAUUAUGCAUUUCCACGUCCAAUGGUGAGAAAGGCUUAGUCCAAAUGCUUAUUUCCAUAGGUUAACCUAUGCUUUCUAGCUCUUGUUUCAGCUCUUUCCAGUCCUAAGGUGCAUAUUUCCUUCUGUUUGGCUCAGUUCUCAGAUUGGCAUGCAGGAGGCCUCCAUGAUACAUGGAAGAGCAGCUUUUCAGCCUUUAAGCUUUCUCAGCUAUCCAUACAUGGAAUAUACCGUAUUUUUCGCCCCAUAGGGCGCACCUAGUUUUUUUGGGGGGGAAAUAAAGAAAAAAAAUUAUUUCCCCCCCAGGCGUGGGGCUGGGGCGAGGGAAGCCCGAACAGGCUGCUCUCCGCAAGCCGUGGGAGAGCUGCGCGAAGCCCGAAGCUUGGGGGGCGCUGAGCUCAGCAUGCCCCAGGCUUCUGGGUGCAGGCAGCUCUCCCACGGCUUGCGAAGAGCUUCCUGAAGCCUGGAGAGCGAGAGGGGUCGGUGCGCACCGACCCCUCUCGCUCUCCAGGCUUCAGCGAAAGCCUGCAUUUGCCCCAUAGGACGCACACACAUUUCCCCUUCAUUUUUGGAGGGGAAAAAGUGCGUCCUAUAGGGCGAAAAAUACGGUACAUAUAUUUGGGCUACUUGGUCUGAAGAAUGCUCACUAUUUUAAGCUUUUAGCAUCCUUUUGUGUUCGAAGUUACAGGGUUCUGAAACCUUACUACACUGAACUACUCUUUGGCAAGAAGCAAGAUUGUUUGGGAGGCAUCCCACGUUGCAAAGAUAUAUGGUUAGCACUAGGUGGCAUAAGGGGCAUAUAUGGCAUAAAAGGCACAAGGCAUAUAAGGCAUAUAUGCCAUAAGGUAAAAGGCAUAAAUGGCACAAGGCAUAAGGCUUGGAAUAGCCCUGCUUUUUUCUUUUCUCUGCAAAUGUUUGGACAGCAGCACUCUAAAAAAGCAGAAAGUGACCCUGCUUCUCUUUUGGUUCCCUUUAAUUGUUUCUGCCCUGUCCUAGAGAAGCUCUUCAGGCCUUGGGAGAGGGAUGUUUAAAAUCACUCAGCACUCUAAAUAAAUAGCUAUUGCUGUCUUUCUGGUACUCACUGGAGAGUUUCAGUGAAUCUUAGAUGCUGUGAAUCGCACCCUGAAGGGGAGUGUGUUCAUAUGGUGUCUGUUUUAUGAAGGUUAAUAAUAUCUGGGUCAUACACACCCUCAUCACCUAAGAGCUAGUAUAUUUAUUGCAAGCCCAAAGAUUGGAAGGUAUUGGAGAAAGAAGAGAAAAUAAUUGGUAAUUAUGAAGGAUUCCAAUAACAGUGGCUCCUAUUGUACUUUUAUAGGAUUCCUUCAUAGUUGUCAGUUACUGUGUUGCUUUCAUUGUCUUUAACUAUGCAGCAGAGUUUGGCACAAUAUGGUGCACCAUUAAAUCUACAUUAUAGUACCCUCCUCCCCCUUGCUUAAUUUUCAAAGCCAUGCCAAAGAAAAGCCACUAAUUGGUCAGGUCUUUUCUCCCUUUUAAGACACAAUCAUCCGAGCGGUGCUGAUCUUUGCUGAAGGAAUAUUUGAAGGUGAGAGUCAUGUGAUCCACCCUAGUCUUCAGAACCUCUCAAGCCGCAUUAAAAUUCCCCUCACCCCUCCCAAAGAUGUUCCAGUGGAGCUGAAUAUCAAGGCCUUUGUCGGCUACAAGAAUAGGUAAGGGUGAUGCUGGCAGGUAGAUACAAAAGAGGCUUUAUCUAGCUGUGUGUGUGUUUGACACAUUUGCUUGAGCUGCCUGUUCACUAUCACUUUGAUGGGGUGCAUCUUCACUCAUGCUCUCUGCUUGGGAAACAGUACAGUCUAAAUCAUGUGGGUUAAUUGUCUUUGCUUAGUCCUUUGAGCCCACAAAUACCAGCUUUAGCAUUUUCAAUUUAUCUGCAUAUUUUAAUGGGGAAGGUUUUGAACAAUUAUCAGUACAGAACUGGAUUAUGUAUAUUGGAUCUGUUCAUUCUUUUGGUGUUAAAGAAGUCAAAGCACCCUUUCCCCCUGCUGCGAAGUCAUUCUCAUGAUCUUGUAGAAUCUACCGUAUUUUUCGCCCUAUAGGACGCACUUUUUCCCCUCCAAAAAUGAAGGGGAUACCCGCAGCCUAGGGAGCCCUGCGGGAACUCCCGCAGGGCUCCCUAGGCUGCGGAUAGCAGCCUGCUUGCCCGGAGCACGGGGCGCGCUGAAGCAGAGUGUCCCGCGCUUUGGGCAGAUAUCCGCAGCUGGGGGGGGGAUAAUUCCCCCCCCUUUAUUCCCCCCCCCCAAAAAAAACUAGGUGCGUCCUAUGGGCCGGUGCGUCCAAUAGGCCGAAAAAUACGGUAUUUGUUUGACAAUUAGGAUUCAAAGGAAGCUUUGGUCAUGGCCUACAGUAGUCUGAGAAGGCUUCUGUCCUGAACAUCCUUGUGUCUAUCUCUGCCUUGCCCCCUCAUCUGUAUUGUCUUUUCCAAAAUAUUCUAAAUUUGGUACCAAUCCAAAUGAAAGUUUCGGAAAUAAUGUGUGCAUCAAUAAAGUGCAGCACCCCGUCCCCCUUCAUUUGGAUGCUCUGCCAUAACAAUCUCAUAUGAGAUACUGACUUAUCAGCAUCUUUAACACAUAAGCAAAUUGGCUCUAAUCCUACCUUCUUUGAUAGAGAAGUCAGAUCUGUGAGAUAUAAAGCACUCUGUUCUGCUGCUGCUUUGCAUUGCCUGGGUGUGGUUUGGGUUUUUAGUGCCAGGUAUAUACAAUCCUGGCAGUACAGGGAGGAAAUGACACAUUAGGAAGCAGUAAGGAUUAUAGAAGUUGAAAUCGGUUUGGGGGCACAUGGGGAGAAGGAAGGGAUAAUGAGUUGUAAAGAGCAAAACAGAAUUCUCUCUUUGACCAGUGAGAACCCCUGCUUGCCUCAGAAUCUUGAGCACAUACUCCCAUCACCCCUUAAAAUAUAUCUGUGUAUCUCUGAGGUCUAGAAACUUGCUCUUUUUUUAGAAAAAAAAAAGCUCAGGUUUCCAGGACUUUGAUGCAUAUUGGAGACUUUAGCAAUAGUUUCUAUUAAAUCAUUACUCUCUAUUCUACCUGGUCAACUUUGUUAAGUAGUUCUGUGUACUUCUGUUGUAGAGUGCAUGAUUGGGCAGACUGUUGUGGAUACUAACAUGAAAGUGGAUACUAGCAUGUAACUUAGAAUAAAAGAAAAAUAAGCUGGGGCUCAUCAUUGUUUUCAUUUCCAGGUCAACUUUUUGUGAUGCUAGCCAGUGUAGGAAUUGGGGCUUUGGAGAAUUCUGUAGCAGGGAUCAUGAAUUAUUUAGGUGCAUUUUUAUGCCAGAAACCAUGUGAUACCAGUUGAGUCCUCUUGAUUGUUCUGUUGGGUGUCUUUCCAGCAUGCAAUUCCAUGUCUUUGAGCUGUCAAGGCAACUCCCUCGCUUCUCAAUGUAUAUUCUGAGUAGUCCAGACUCUGCUCCUGGUCCUUUAAGCUUUGUAAGAUUCACAAUCAGUGAGAGGGUGCAAACAGUAAGUCUUCAAUUCUUUUCUCAACCCCAAUGUAGUUAAUACUUUAAAUGUGUAUUUAUUAAUUAUUUUACUUCUUUUAUGAAUCACUUCCCAUCAGGCACCCCAAAGGGAUUUACAGUAACAUAUGUAUAUAAAUAGUUUCAUAUGUGGAAAGUUAAAACAGUUGCAUAUAUAACAUCAGUUUAAAAAACAAUUAUAAAUAUUAGAACACUUUGAAACAACAAUAGCACAUACAUAAAAUCAGUUCCAAUCCAAGGCAGAGAUUAACAGGGAUUUUUUUUUUAGAAUAAAGAUCUUCUUUAGAUCCCUGUUCUCAUCACAGAGCUACAAGUCCCAGUUGAACUCUGAGAAUUUUAGCUCUGUGGGAAGAAAAAGGGUUAUCUUAAUAAUUCUAAGCACCCUUACAGCUUCCAGAAUUCUUUGGUUUGAAGUGGUAUCAUAGCGCUUUAUAUGCAUGAUGUGAAUAUCGUGUUUCUGGCAUCUCAUGCUACAUUUAGUUCUUGGGUAGCAGGGCUGGAAAAAAUACAGUACCGAGCCCAAGUAGACAAUAGUCCAGUGGUAUUAGGCAGCUUCAUAUGUUCAUGUCUGUUCACUCAGUGCGAUAUACAAGUGUUAUGAAUUUAACCUUUUCUCUGGUUCUUUAAAUGUCUUCCUGUUAAUUUUGCCUCCUGUUUUGUGGCACUGGGAAAGGACCUGAUUGGUAGGUGCUGAUACUUUGCUGCGGGGGAAGAGAGAAAAUUGGGAGAAUGGGGAAGUCCCCUUCCCUGGACCAAAUGGAAGAUUUCAUUCUGGGCAAGGGCAUUCCUGCUCUACCAUUUAUCUGCCUCCUGUUUGAGGAAACGACAUAGCCUGUUUUAUAAAAGAGGCAAAAAGGGGUGGCAGCAGAUAGCAGCACUCUUGCCCAUUGAGGAUAAUUUAAAAGAGAGAGAGGGGAGUGCCCAGGACACUGGUGUAGGUCAGAUGCACACCUUGUAACACAAACCUGGUUGGAGAUGUAUCAGGGUGACCAGGUGCAGCUUUGGGGAGAAGGAAUACAAAGCAGUCUAGGUAGGUCAGGCUGAGAGCUGAAACCUGGUAUCAUAAUCUCAUUCCUAGCAUCACCCCAGAGGUAUAAGGCAAUCUGGAGGAGCAGGUGAUCAUUGCCACCAUUGCGGCAAUGCUGCCUAAAUUGCAAAAUUUUCAUUGGGAGCUUCCUGUAAGACUUGGAGCAGGUUAUUAGAUAAACAUGAAAUAUCUAGUCUGAGUGUGGCACUUGGUAGCCAGUGGUGAGAGAGUGCAAGGAGCUGGUCCUGGAUCCAUUGAUCCUGGUGCCACAUCUGCCACUGAUGCUCCUCUCAUCAACAUAAAAGGAGCCAUUGUUCCUCUUGCUCCUCUCCCUUUUCCAGCAGCCCUACCCACUCUCUGAGCCCUCAUUAGGAGCUAAGACUCCAUCCCACUGUAUCCAGAGCACAGCGUAAUCUGAGAAAAGGCCAGGCAUUGAUGGUGUUGGUAGGGGCAAUACCGCCUGGAUCCUUACUGAUGCCUUGGGUAGGUAAAAUGCUUGCGUUUCCUAAUAUGCUCUCUGUUUAGAAUGAAUGCAGCUGCAUGUUCUGCCUUAGGUUGGCAUUCACAGUUUGCAGGACAUGGAAAGCUGCACAUCCUGGCUCCUUGUGCCAGGCGUGGUGUAUACGUACCACAUCAAAAGAGCUUUGAAGCCUUUGUAGAUUACUCAUGCUGUGAAUUUAUAUUUCCAAGGUCAUCAUGUGGCUGAAACAAAAUUUCCUGUUACCAGAGGACAUGGCAAUCCACAACGAAUCCUUUGAAGUCUGUUUUACCUCCCUGCGUGACGCGGGGCAGCUGUGCAUCAAAAUGAAGCCCAGUGGGGAGGUAACAUUUUGCUUUGUGAUGUUGCAAUUAGUCUUGUAAAUAGGCACUGGCUUGGUCUUGGGGCAAUGCAAAAUCUCACCUAAGGUGCCCAAGGAGGGAAAUGUUAGUUAAAGCAAAUAUAGCUCUUUUCUUUUUUCUUUUGUGUACCACAAAUGACUAGUAGGCUAGUAAAAGCAUUUUUGGUUAAUUACUUUGGUGGACUUACUUGCAGAGGAAGGGAAAUUCUGCCCUCCCCCAAAAGAUUUUCUGCCAUACUGCAUUAUUGGAACUAUGUGGCAAGAUUCUCAGGUGAGCACCGGAGUUGGUGACAGAGAAAGUGAAGGGGAGAACUGCUCAAAUGGGCCAGGCAGUGGCUUUCAGCUGCCUCUUCAUCUAUUUGGUGUUGAUUCUUAAGUAAUGUGUUGGAAGCCUCACAGUGGACAACUAGACACUAAGAAAUAUAAGGGUUGAAGUGGACAAAGAGGUUUGUCCCAAACAAGGAUGGUGCUUUCUGAGGAGUCCUCUUAAUGAAAAGCUCUUUAACUACUGCCUUUCUCCCUCCUCCCCUUUAAACUCUGCUGCUGUUACAUGGAUCUGUCAAUACUCUCCCAUCCAACUGAAUGCUUAGGGCUACACCAGCUCUCAGCAAUGAUGCAGUCUCAGGAUCAAGAGAAUCCACUUAUCCCUAGUGUUGUGAAGUGUUUGGGUUGCAUUCAGCAUGGCACGAAGGCUCUGUUGGUGUGAGAAUUUUUCCUUGUGCAACAGAAUGUUCUCCCCUUCUUCUGCCCCUCCUCCCCCAAAAUCUCCAGAGCUGAUUUUGGGACAGUAUAGGGCAUGCAGCAGGGGGUAGUGGCCAAAGUCCUAUUGUACUAACAGUAACCCUUGUGCUUGCAGAAUUAUUUAUUUGCAUACUAUCCUUUGAAGCGAUGGAAAAUGGUUCAAAUCUGACAUGUCUCUUGUUCUUUUUCUGAUCUGUUAGAUCUCCAUUAACACUGACAACAUUGACUUGGCUGGUGACAUUAUUCAGUCGAUGGCCUCCUUUUGGGCAAUUGAAGACUUGCAGGUUGAAGCAGAUUUCCCAGCGUAUUUUGAAGAGAUGCGAAAGGCCCUAGUUGUCGUAAGUGAGAAAGAGUUUUCAAAUGCUGCUGAGGGAUAGAAUACGCUGGAAAUAAACUUACACAAGUUGGAAUGGAUAGGAGCUAAGCACAUCCUUGGUUUCAGUAGGCCUUGUGCAAGGGAUGUUUUUGAGGAAUUGUAUACAGAAUAUGUUGUUUAUCCUUUUGCCUAAAACUGGGCGAUCUGAAAUGGGGAACUGGUCUAUCUAGAUAGUAGCUGAAACAGCACCAUGCUCUAGUUUUCCCCACUGUUUUGGAAUCAACUGCUUCUCUCACAGUAGCCAGGCUAUUCAGAUCCAUGCCUUCUGUUUGGAGAGUUUCUGUCUAAUUUGAGAUCUGCUUUUAACAAGAGAACAAGUUUCUAACAUGGUUGAGGAACCUCUGGCCUGUCAGCUCAUGAGGCCAUUUCCCCCAACCCAUUCCCACUUGCCCAUCAGCUGACAUCACUCAUGAUGCCAGCUGGUGGGUGCUAGGGUUGGUUUAAAUCCUUCACUUGCUGUGUGUCCCUGUUCCCAGCAGUGAAUAGAAGCAUGCAGCCAAACAGAACAAAAUUUCACUCCUGCUCAUCAGCAGAUCCCAUGCAAACCUCUUCCAGAAUCAGGAAGGGAUUUGCAUUGCAAUUCCCUGCUGAAACAGAGUUUAUUUCCUGGUGUUUUCGCAGGGUAUUUUUACCCUUGAUUUAGCAGAGGUUCCAUAGAAAAAAAUUGUUUGAAUCUUUUGAAUCUACCUGAUGUGUACCUUAGUUGCCCUAACAUGUGACUGAUGCCCCUUCGUAGGUGGAUAAUUCUCACACAUUCUCUCAGAAGCUCACAGCUGACAUGGCGGAGCACUCCAAUCUCAUUCGCAGCAUGUUGGUUCGAGCAGAAGAUUCACGCCUCAUGGGAGACAUGUAAGUUGGCUUUGUGUCAUUUCCCCUGCAUUAAUAUUUCUGACUAGCUAUUGUUUUUCUGGCUCCAGGGUGCACAGCCAAUUUUUUUGACUGUAACUUGUUUAAACUGUUUUAAAUACUGUAUUGCUGCGAGCCACCCUGGGAUUUUCUGGUGAAGGGCAGGUAAUAAAUCACAUUAUUAUUUAUUAUUAAUAAUACUAUGCAAACAAUUCACUUAUCUAAUUCACAAAAUAUACUAAAGCAGUGUGCAAAAUUUAAAACAACAGUCUUAAUAAACAUAAGAAACAAGAGUGCUUUGAGUACCAAGCAUUUUCCAGUGCUAUUGGCUGCUCCACCUGCUUGUUUAGCUUCUUCAGAAAACACAAGAAUUUCCUCUUCAUGCAGCCUUGGCUCAAGUUUGCUUGUUCUGCUCCUUAGCAGACCCUUUAUGUAUGUCAGGCAUCCACACCUAUGCAAGGGGUAGGGUGAUGACGUAGCUCUAAGCUAUUAACUCCAGGAAGACUGAAGGUGCAUACAGAUCAAGUGGGUGGGAAGAUUGAGGAGUCUUGAAAUCUGCCGAGGUUUUUGGUACUGAAAUUCCUAGGUCAGCAGAAGCUGCUCUUGAAGAGCAUCCUGGCCAGUGUGAAUAAAUGGUCACUGUAACGCACACAUCUCAAGAGCCAGGACCCACUUUUAAAUCAAACAUGCAUUUGGGAGCCCAUUUUUUUAUUAUUUCAUCAUAUAUUUGUCAUCUUAGUCAAUUCCCUGUAACAACUGAAUGGGACUGGUUCUGGGCAGAGACUGAUUUCCAAGGCCUGUAAGUUACACUCUUUGUGUUUAUUUCCACAGGAAAAAUAUGAAGAAGCGAUACAAAGACCUGUAUUAUCUCAACAGGGAUUUGCAGUCCCAGUACAAUAUUCGCUGCAGCAAUCACGCAGAACUUCUAAAUAACCUCAAGGCAGUAAACCAGGCUAUCCAAAGAGCAGGACGCUUGCGCGGUAUGUGCUUGAGAAGGGGUGGGGUGAACCAGCAUUUCCCUUGUUCUCUCAUGCCUUGCUUGCUGGAAAGAUGAAAAAAUGAGGGUGUUUUCAGGCAAUGGCUACUUUUCAUCUCAGCUUGGCAAGCCACAGGUUUUGGAAGUGGAUACUCAGUUGGGAAAAUAGCCAAAGGUCCACCAUCUUGCCCCACUACAUGCCUUCUUUUCCAGAGAUGUAUUUAUUUGUAGUUCAAACAGACUUCAGACUUCUUCCAACACAGAGAUGUUCCCAAAUUAUGCAAAAGGAAUGUGAAAAAUGAGGAUUAGAGAGUAUGGGAUGGCAGUUUGAAAUACAGUGGAACCUUGGGUUACGUACAGUCUUCCUUAUGAACGCUUUGGGUAAUGAGCUCCGCUAACCCGGAAGUAGAUGCUCCUGGUUGCACACUUUGCCCCGGAAUGCGAGCGGAAGUUGCGCGCUGGCCGUGCGGCGGCAGGCCCCAUUAGUGAAAGCACGCCUCAUGUUAAGAACGGUUUUGGGUUAAGAAUGGACCUCCGGAAUGAAUUAAGUUUGUAACCGGAGGUACCACUGUAUCUUGAAAGGAUGUAGGAAGGAAAAAGGGAGAGCAGCUACUCACCAGGCUGCUUGAGGGAAGGGCAUACUGGCAUUUCCUUUCUACUGGCAAUUAAAUCUGUGUUAGUUUGUCAUGCGGUAAGAGCAGGGAAAUCUGCUGAAUAUUUUUUUUUGCAGAGCUUCUGUUUUGCAGUGAGGGUAACAUUUUGGGAAGUGUGAAGUUGUUUCUCUGAACAGUGCUGUACUAGAAACAAAGCACUCGCAAAGAGAAGGAUCUGGUUUCUUCUGGACAUUGCCUGUACCUGUGGUUCAUCUUUCUUAAAGCAGCUGCAGUAGCCACUCUAAGACAGUGGGCAAUCUGCUCCUUCUGUUGCAAAGGUUAGGGGAAGAUCUGAUUUUGCUCCCCAUACCAUGCUACUGAUCGCAGUGUCCCUCUUGGCAGAAUGAUUGGCAUUGCUAUACAUAGCACUAUGAGGCAAAUGUUGGGCUAUCCCCUCCUCCCCGGCAGCUGAAUAGGGUAUGCUUUCUGCAAGGGUUAAACCAUUGUGUAUGUGUGGGAGGGGCAUAGAAUAUAGCUGGUACAAAAAAUUGUUAUUGGCACAGUAUAUUAGUCUAGUCCUGCGAUACAUUUGUCAGAGUUGCAAAUGCUAUGACACUGAAAUGCUCCUUUACUCCAUUUAUUUUGUAUGGAGUCAUGAGGGUCUUUUCCCUUGCAUUUAGGCAGGGCUUUGGUUUUCUGUUGCAUGAUGUAAACCCCGUAAUCCUUGGCCUCUUUUCUUCUGCAUUACCAGUGGCCUUUUCCUAGCAUCCUGGAUUCCUCCUGGGCGGGGGGGGGGGGGGGAGACAUACUGCCACACAAGUGCCGGUUCAGCAUUCUUCCCAGACAGAAUUGGUCAGAGGGCAGUUAGAAUUUAUAGAAAAAUCAUGAAGUAGCAAAAUGGAUGAGAGCAGGUAUCUCUGAAUAAGCUGUCCCUGUUCUUUAUGGGAAAAUGUCAGUGGAUGGACUCUGUUCUUGAACACAUUUCAGUGGUGCUGCAGAAGCUGGUUAACGAGAUUCUUGAACUUGUUGCAGUCACUUUGCAAUUUGAGAAAGAACUGAGUUUUUCAGGUGCUAAACAAAAUACCUGAUUUUAUCAGGACUUAGGGCAAAAUGGCAGUGUGAUGAUUGUUUCAUGUCUUCAUCCCUUUUGUAACAAGAUCAAAGGACUUUGACUGUUACUAGGCCAUACUGCAGAACAGAGCUUUGAGGAAAUGGUGACUGCUGCGUCAAAAAUUAUUAUGCACAUUCAACCUGCUCACAUUAUUCUUGUUUAAGGUUGCAGAGUUCGUUUAAGGUUGCAGAGUUCAUUAUGUACUACCAAGUGCUUAGAACAGUCUUUAAUAAUUAUUUUUCUUUCUGUCCUGCAGUUGGUAGGCCCAAGACACAGGUGAUUGCUGCAUGCCGUGAGGCUAUUAAGCACAACGACGUUAAUGCACUCAUCAAGAUAAUGCGUGUGGGAGUCACUUCCUCUUUAUUAAAGAAAAGAUUGACAGAGACUGCGGUGGGAUGAUCGUUUUAAAAGGCAGUCAGCUCAGUGAGAUGGGCAAAGUGGUGUAGCAGCUGACGUAUCACACACCCUGGAGCCUGCUUGGGUAAAGGAAGUCCAGCAGAAUAGGAUGCACAUAUAGUGCUCCUGUAUAGAAAUAUUACUAUGAAACUCUUAGCAGGAGCUGAAGUCUAUAGUAGUGGGAAGAGAACAGAGAAACAACUGACUGUUCUACACUGUCAGAGAGGACCAAAGUCUGAAAAGGGAAUGUUGGUUAUUUAUGAAUCUUAUAUAGCCAUGUAUAGUAUUUUUAUUGAUGAAAGCAAUAGUAUGUUGCAGCACUUAAGAUCAGUAAUCUUCAAUAAAACAGACAGACCUCAAGCUCCCUCUUCUCUGUGCUCUUGAGAAAUCUGUGAUGACUAAAUAUCAUUAGUUGAUAUUCUUAUGAUACUUGAGCCCUAAUCCACCCUUGUAAAUAGCAAAAAAGGAAGUAUAUUUGAUUUUCAUGUAUAAAAUCAAAUAUACUGGUACUUCCCUUUUUUAAGUUACCUUAAAGCCACCAUUCAGUCAAAAGGUGGGUUAUAUAAUGAAAUCCCAACACUACAGCUUUUUAUUGUGACCCUCUUGUUUUAAGUUGCUAGGACACGUCCCUAAGUUCUAUUUUAAAAAUCACUCUUAUCAUGCCUGAUGUAACAAUUGUGCAUUGCCCUUCCAUGCAACAACGCACAACCCCUAAGCCCUACAGCAGCAGAAACCAGCCGACCCUCUUCCCAGAAAAAAAAAAAAGAGCGUCUUGGGCUUCCAUACAACAGUAACCAAACUUGCCAAAAAGGAUGACAUAGUGGUAAGCAAUGGCAGGAGGAACACCCUGCCCCUCCCACCACUGAGAAGAAUGUGUUUGCAGCCCUUGCAUAGGAUGAGGUAAUGGUACAGAGAAUGAAAUACACAUUCCAAAUCACCAGUAAUUAGAUGAAAAUGAAGCCCUCUUUUCAUAAUCUUGGUUUCCCUAUACGGUUUCAGCUUGCAAAUUUGAUUUCUGACAGUAGAGCUCAUUCAGACCACCCUCUCCACUUGCAGCAAAGAUGAGGUGCAGGGUUUGCUCCCUAUCCUACGUAUUGGACUGGUGAGAACUUGAUGCAGCCUUAAUGUAAAUGUUGAAGUUGCUCAAGGGUACUGUCCUAGGUUCCUCCAACACCAUAUUUGUUUACGGAGUACAGGUAGACCAGCAGCAUUCGCACCUGUCUUUGGGAAGAACCAGCUGCACCAGGAGUCCUGUGUCCAGUUCUGGGUGCCACAAUUUACAAAAGAUAUUGACAAGCUGGAACAUGUACAGAAGGGGUUGAUCAAGACAAUCAACAGUUUGGAAGCCAGGCCUUCUGAGGAACAACUGAGGGAGGUGGGUAUGAUGCAAUAGCCAUAUCUAAAGAGCUGUCUCAUGGAGCAAGCUUGUUUUCUCCUCCAAAGGCUAGGACCUGAACAAAUGUCUUCAAAGGAGAUUCCGACUCAACUUCAGGAAGAUCUUUCUGACUACAAGAGCUGUUUGACAGUGGAACAGACUCCCAUGAGAGGUGGUGGACUCUCCUUCCUUAGAAGCUUUUAAGCAGAGGUUGGAUGGCCAUCUGUCAUAUAAGAUCUAGUUGAGAUUCCUGCAUUGCAGAGGAUCGGACUGGAUGACCCUCGGGACCCAACUAUACAACUCUUUGAGUCCAUGUGGCAACUGUCAUUCAUAGUAAACAAAGCAAAUGUCCCAGAAUCCAGUUUGCUCUGUCUCUCUGGCUGUUUGCUUCAAACAACGGUGGUUGAUAUACUUCACAAAUUUCAGCGACUCUGGGUCUCUAUAAACCAAGGCCAAACAGUUCAUCUCUGGAGUGAUCAGCAGCAGCUUGAAGAAAAAAACCAAAGGAAGUGUUAAGGAAACAAGCUGAUACAAUUUACUUCUGCAGAAGACAGAGAGGCGACAUUCUGGUAUCAGGGUCAGGUUAAAGAACUUAUUCUGUACACGUGUAGAAUAAGUGAAUCAAAUUCCUGCUCCAGUUAAAUUGGGAAAGGUUUCAAUGCAGAUUCCUUGAAAACAGCAACACUACACAGCCCUUCAAAUUAGAGGUGUGAGCAAGAAGAUAUCCCCUUCCCACACCACUGUACUGCCCCCCCUCCCCAAGCUUAAGCCAAUCUAUGUUUUGCUAUAAGAAAAAAGAAACGGGCAACGUGAAUUGCUGACACUUCAGGAAAAAGUACUCAGUUGCCCUGUGCAUGUCCCAAACUUAUGUAUGGGGCGUGGGGAGCAUGGAGUAAACUGCUUUCAAAAUGGUCUGAUAAAGCACAAGAGGGGUAGAGACAACUGCUUACCUCUUCAUCUUCAUCUUUUGCAAGGUAUGAAGUAAAGCCACCAUACUCCACGUCCCAAUCUUGAAAAAAAGAAAUGAGCAGUUGUCAUUUGUUUUGUAAAGUUUUCCAAAGUCACUGCUCACUCCCACUGAACUAUUAAGAAAAGUUGUAUGCCAAGCAUAUGACUUGUUUUAGAUGUAGAUUUUGUCAAAUUUACCUCAAAAGAACAUUCUAGGGGCAGCUUAUGGUUUCUAACACAAAUACAGUGGUACCUCUGGAUGUGAGCAGGAUCCGUUCCGGAGCCCCGUUUGCAUCCUGAAGCGAACGCAACCCGUGUCUGUGGGUCGCGAUUUGCCGCUUCCGCGUGACGUCAUUUUGAGCAUCUGCAUGAGCGACGAAAUCCGGAAGUAAUGUGCUCUGUUAACUUCUGGGUCGCCGCAGAGCAUAACCUGAAAAUGCUCAACCUGAAGCACAUUUAACCCGAGGUAUGACUGUACUCAUAUUCAUGGGCUACAUAAAGAAAUGCAGCAGUAUAAAAAGCCCAAAUCCAAGUCUUAGCAUUAAAAUGAUGGAACAAAGGUUUUACAGCUUGCCUUUUAACUUUUCAUUAUGUUUAGGGCAGCCUUUGCCAACCACGUGCCCUCCCAAUGUAUUGGACUACAGCCUGGCUCUGGCUGAAAGUUGUAGUCCAAAACUUCUAAGGAACGUCUGGUUGGCAAGGGUUGCUUUAGGGGGUGGUGCUUCCUGGAUGUCUGAAGGAAGUUUCAUUACUCUCCUCUGUCCCAGGCAGCUGAGCAAGUAUUUCCUAUUCGUUGUCUUCCUUUUAAUAUAAGAAAAACCCUGUUUACUAAGAGACAAAGCAAGAGGACCAGAGUUCUGGGAAAUGCCAAUAGACCAUUCUUGCUUCCAGUCCCCACAUUACACACGUUGGCUGAAUGAGACUAGCUCAGCUGAGCUGUUUGCUGGCUGACUUUUGUGCUCAAGCACAGAUGCACCCACAGGAAAAGGACACCUGUCCCUACCUGGGUUGUGCUGAAAGCUGUGUGCUAUGACAUCUUGGAUUGCUCCCUCUGGGCAUACUUCAAGAAACUGCGGGAGAUGCAAGUCUGGAACAGACCCAUCUUGCGCUAUUUAUGGGUCUCUACCCAGCUUCACAUAAAUGCCUUUAAGAAGGGCUUAUCUUAAAUUUAAUGAUAUAACUACAGGACAGUGGACAGUGAAACAAAUUCAUCAGGCAGAAGAAAAAAACAUUACUUAGAAAAUAAAUACAUGGAUCUUGAAGCUGAAAAAAGGUGGCCUUCUAGAAACAUUUGCUGAAUGCAUCAAACACCAAAGAGUUUAGUGGUGAUCCCUUUUCUUUUUUCAUGAAGGAAAGAAAGACACCUAUUUAAUUGUGCAAUCUGAGGUGGCCUUCCAUAAGAUUUUGCCCAAGUUCUUUUAUAACAGAAGGUUCUGAGAUUGGGUUCACUAAGAAAUACGAGUGUGUGUGUUUAUAUAUGGGCCAUAACUUAUUGGCCGUUUGACUUGCAUACAAGUUUGUAUUAUAUAUUGUCACAUUUUAAAGUAUUUAUAAAAGUUUUAUUUUAUGUAGCUUAGAAUCUUUACAGCAUUAUCUUUGCACAUAAGCCCUUAAGACAUUCUUGCCAAAAUUCAUUGAGCGUAUUGAACAAUAAAAAUUGGCAUCUUCGAG
Podarcis lilfordi (Lilford's wall lizard) is the source of this 25991-nucleotide messenger RNA. Lineage: Eukaryota; Metazoa; Chordata; Lepidosauria; Squamata; Lacertidae. The record is from the annotation of a GenBank genome assembly.